Molecule: messenger RNA, 3510 nt
Organism: Miniopterus natalensis
Lineage: Eukaryota; Metazoa; Chordata; Mammalia; Chiroptera; Miniopteridae
Gene: CSTF1
Product: cleavage stimulation factor subunit 1
Biological process (GO): mRNA 3'-end processing
Cellular component (GO): mRNA cleavage stimulating factor complex
Molecular function (GO): RNA binding; protein binding
Source: RefSeq, a predicted model, not a curated record
GCUCUCCCGGACGUGAGUUUUGUCUGUGAGACAGAAGCCUCUUGGCGUCAGGGUUGCCGCAUAAGAGAUAAAGCCGGAGGAGGUGAACGAACCUCUCGAAGGUGCCAGUAAGUAAGAUGGCCAGACCGGCAGGAGAGGGCACAGCGAUCGAUAGCGCAGCGCUCGGCGCGGCGUCCUUGGCGCGUGCGCAGUGGGUGUGUGCUCGGAGCGAUCGAUCGGGCAGAAUUGGCGCCUCCAUUUUUCUGGAAGAGCAGGAGACCCGGAGAGCUGGACUCGCGGCUGGCAGAGAAUUUUUUUCCUCUUCUUCAAGAUGUACAGAACCAAAGUGGGCUUGAAGGACCGCCAGCAGCUCUACAAGUUGAUCAUUAGCCAGCUGCUCUAUGACGGCUACAUCAGCAUUGCUAAUGGCCUCAUCAAUGAAAUCAAGCCCCAGUCUGUUUGUGCACCCUCGGAGCAGCUCCUGCACCUCAUCAAACUAGGAAUGGAAAAUGAUGAUACUGCUGUUCAGUAUGCAAUUGGUCGUUCAGAUACCGUUGCCCCAGGCACGGGAAUUGACCUGGAAUUCGAUGCAGAUGUCCAAACCAUGUCCCCAGAGGCUUCAGAGUAUGAAACCUGCUAUGUCACAUCCCAUAAAGGACCAUGCCGAGUAGCUACCUAUAGUAGAGAUGGACAGCUAAUAGCUACUGGGUCUGCUGAUGCCUCCAUAAAGAUCCUCGACACGGAAAGAAUGUUAGCCAAAAGUGCCAUGCCAAUAGAGGUUAUGAUGAAUGAGACUGCACAACAGAAUAUGGAAAACCACCCAGUGAUCCGGACUCUUUAUGACCAUGUGGAUGAAGUCACAUGUCUCGCUUUCCACCCAACAGAACAGAUCCUGGCUUCUGGUUCAAGGGAUUACACUCUUAAGUUAUUCGAUUAUUCCAAACCAUCUGCAAAAAGAGCCUUCAAGUACAUUCAGGAAGCUGAAAUGUUACGCUCCAUCUCUUUUCAUCCAUCUGGAGACUUUAUACUUGUGGGGACUCAGCAUCCUACUCUUCGGCUUUAUGAUAUCAACACAUUUCAAUGUUUUGUGUCUUGCAAUCCUCAAGAUCAACACACCGAUGCCAUAUGUUCCGUUAAUUACAACCCUAGUGCCAACAUGUAUGUGACUGGUAGCAAGGAUGGCUGCAUAAAGUUGUGGGAUGGUGUCUCGAACCGAUGCAUCACAACUUUUGAGAAAGCACACGACGGCGCUGAAGUUUGUUCUGCCAUUUUUUCCAAAAAUUCUAAAUACAUUCUUUCAAGUGGAAAAGACUCUGUAGCUAAACUUUGGGAAAUAUCAACAGGACGAACUCUGGUCAGAUACACGGGCGCUGGCUUGAGCGGGCGGCAGGUGCACCGGACACAGGCCGUCUUCAACCACACAGAGGACUACGUGCUGCUGCCCGACGAGAGGACCAUCAGCCUGUGCUGCUGGGACUCGCGCACGGCCGAGCGCCGGAACCUGCUGUCCCUGGGCCACAACAACAUCGUGCGCUGCAUCGUGCACUCGCCCACCAACCCCGGCUUCAUGACCUGCAGCGAUGACUUCCGGGCCCGCUUCUGGUACCGGAGAUCAACCACGGACUAGGGCCCCGGCCUUAAAUACGGUUCUUUUCUCCAGGACUCUGCCCCUCCCUCCCCUGUGUCCCGUCACCAGCCUCCGUAGUAAGUCAUUGGACCACCUUUGGCAGUCAGCUGCCACCUCUACACCCUUGGAUUUGCACAAAAGGCUCUUUUUUUACCUUGAUGUGGAAUCAUGGUGGGAAAAGUGGGAAAUGCAGACUUGUGCAGCUCUGCAUUCACUGAUUAUCACAGUGUGAUUUUCAUCGGUUUUGUAAAUACAGGACUUGCACCUUCUCUGAAUCUCUUGGUCGUUUGAAGAAGGGUAGAGUAUUAAAGUGCUCUCCAGGUCUCAGGUGGAUCUGUCCUGAGGAAUUCUGAUUGGGCUCUUUUGUCAUCUUCGUGCCUGUUCCACAUCUUCUGUGCAUUUCCUUUCAGAAUGCAUUUUGGCAGAUAAGUAGGCACACUGCCUAAGAAUCGAGUUUCCUACUCUAUUAAACCAUUUUAGAGAAUCAAUUCUCCUCUGAAAUGACGUCCUAAUAAUAAAGCUCAGACCUGCAGCUUUACUGUUACACAUUUUCACUUCAGUAACAUUAGCGGCCAGUUUUUCUGAAGAUGUACAGGAGCAUCUUUCAUCAAACCUCCCACAUUGGCUUUUCGUUACCUGCAGUGCUCGUCUUCAGUAAAUGCGUUUCCCAUCAAAUGCUGCCUUGCUGUCAGUCUAAUCAAAAUUAGGUGGUCCCACCACUGCCCUCAGGUGUUGCUUGUCUUCAUGAGUGAUUAGUAUUGACUGACUUUGUUCUUACCAUUUUAAAUCUUAUUUUUCAGCUUGAACCUUAACUACUCAUUGUGGACACAUGGCAGCUGUGUUCUCAGAAGAUUUUUGCGAUUAACUGAUAACAAGUUUCCUUUUUCUUGAAAUUUUUUAGAAGGGGACAAUAUUUCUCUGGAUUCGGCUCCAGCUGGGUCGGAGAACCCUAAACUCCCCUCACCAAGAUAACUUGGGUUUAUAUUCAUCCCCAAAUAUAAAUACCUCAUGAUCGGGGUGGGAGUACCCAGAGAUAUAAUCUGGGAAUAUUAGGUAAAAAAAAAAACUAAAUAGGUGAAAGUAAUUGUUUUUAUGUUACAGGAAUUUUAAGUCUUUGGGAGUUUAUUGCAUAAAAAUUCUGCUUUAGUCAUCCUUAAGGGUCAUUUGAAUUCUCUGGUCAACAAAAUGAUCUUCCACAUUCUUAAUGUGUUAAGUCACAGCACUUUGGCUCACAUUUACAAAGACCUAUCUUUUUUGCUGCAUAGUGAGUAAAUUUAUUUUUAUUUUGUGUCCUGAUUCCCUCCUGUUUGAACUAAGACAUUGAAGGGCGCUACUCUUGUAAAAGAGACCGAUUGACCAGGAACAAGGAUAACCAGUGCUACCAAAAAAAUUACCAAACAGGACUUCCCACUCUUUUGACUUUUCUUUUGCUUCCAACCUGUGAAACUAAAGGAGAGGUUUGGCGUUUCCGCCUUGUUCUGCUCUAGCUCGCUCGCCGGGAUGCCCACACCGCACUCCUGAUGUAAGUCCCAUUGGAUCCUUUUAGUUGUUCAUGAAUUAAAAUGCUAAUACAUACUCUUCCCAGUGUUUGGAAUAGUCUCAGCAAUGGAUCUGUAGUUUCAGGACUUCUGUUUACAAGAUCAAGAUACUUUUGUGUUUCCAAAAUGAACUUUCUUAUCUUUGUUUUUCUCUUAAAAAUUACAUUAAUGUUUUGAACUGGUAUAAAUGCCAGGAGUAUUUCAUGGACUUGGUAUCUGCACAUAAUUAAUUGUACCACGCCACCCUUGGCAUUCACAUGGUGGAUAAUACCCAGUCAGGAUAAGAACUUUAAACUGCUAUGUUAUUUUUUAAAGAUACGUGAUUUCUAAAAUAAACUUUUUGUAUAUAAUGGUAAUUUAAAGCUA